UUUCACUCCUGCACUCCAUAUUUUUUUUUAAAACUAUCCCCUAGCGUUCAUCCUCAACAUAUCGCUCUCAAUUAGCAGCCCCUUCAUCUCCAUAUCAUAUUCCCUUCACCAUCCAUUUUUGCUUGUUUGAUCUUCACCUUCUAACUGUUUGGAAUGUUUGUUUGAAGUCAUUUAUUGGUCAUUUAUUUCUGUAUUGCACAAAGUGUGUGAAGAGUUUGUCUCUCUUCCCUUGAUGCUGAAGUCUCUGUUCUAUUUACCAGAGGAACUUUAGCAUUCGAACCCAAGUUUGGGCUGCGGAAGAAUGCCUUACAAGAUUUACUUCACUACAGCAAGCGAGACGCCUGUCCCCCCCGUAUUCAGGCUCAAGAGAAGUUGGGGGGCAAUAAAGUAUGCAGAUGGUGGCAAUGAGAAUGACGCAGCAUCGCCCUCGGUUGUUGGUCAGCCCUUCUUCGACGAAGGCACACUGCAUCCUGCUCAAAGGAUAGAGAUUCUAGAGGGAUACUCCAGCGACAUAUCCGAGACUGACUCAGUACACUCAGAUGACUCUGCCGACUUGGAGAUCAGAGAGCCGGGAAACGAGCCUCCUACGUACAGCGUGAGCCAUCCUUGGGAGGUUGUGGAUUACCACUUGUACCUCUGCUCCGUUGAAAGGGGGAAAGACACACAUGCGCGACGCAAUGGGAUGUUCGUAUAUGACGGUAUUGAUUGUCGCCCUGUGUAUUACAGUGAGCUAUUGGAAGAACGUGCUUUUGAGCCAUGUACUGUUGGUGAAGAACCUCAGUUCCUAUUUUGGAACCUUCCCAUUGCCGAUUUGGGGCCUUCCUUCAAUGGCAGACACUAUGUCCUGGGAUUUGACUAUAACAACCAAGCCUUAUUCGCCCGCCAUUUUGAGUGGAUGCCCAACAAGACCGAUGAUCUUUGGUGUGUGUGGGACCUUGGGUUCACCAUGUACAGUAUCACCAUACCGGAUCUCAUCAUUCUUCUAGAGUCUGGGCUUUCUGAGGAUGUGCAUGUUGGCAUGGGAAUUCUUAGCUCAAGCCCUUAUUGCAUAGCCAUGGGAUCGUGUGAUGAUCCGGGGAUGGAGCUCGUCAUUACUGUUCUCUUCUGCCAGUGGGUACUGGACUUCGCGGAGGUUAUCUUCGAGCAGGACGGAAAUAUCAUGGAAAGAUUCAAAGAGAGGCUCACCCGCUACAUGGAAGAAUGCCGUAUUAUCCUGGCACGGGCCUCGUAUAGGGCAUGGUUUGUUUCACAGGGCGACUAUACGAAGGCAACUUACCAGCGGAACUCAUCUAUUGGCAAGUUCACUAGCGACCUUUUCACCUUUAGCAAGUCCGUAGAAGAUGGCAGCUUGAAGACCCAGUCUUGGUGUGCACCAGGCUUGGAUACUUGCAACAUGCUCCGUCACCAGGACCGGGUCCAGAGAAAGGCAGAGACGGAGCAACGACUUGAAAGUCUCUUCACCAUUCCGGAGGUUGACGCACCCCCCGAAUCUCCAGAGGAGGUUCUGGGAGGGAUGGUAGCCAGGUCCAAAGGGAGUCUAACUGCGUCGUGCCCCGCUAGAACUCCCAGAACUCCACCCCUAUCUAAGUAUGAGUCGAUUCCUUUCUACCGCUGGAGUUCAAUGUCUCCCGAAGCCGUUAAAUUUGAGGAUGAAGCGUACAAUGGGCUCGAAGAGACCGAGUACCACAAAACCCCACUUUCUCUCCUCCUGAAGCAGAUUCUUGGCCUAAUCGAGACCCGACCCGAAUUGGAUUGCCUUGAAAAUCGUGCUCAUUUUGGAGGGCUGCUGAGUGCACUUGGAAUGGGGCUCCAACAAAGGCCGUAAAUGGCUCGGUUACUCCAGAGUUGGGUCAAGAGAGCGACAAUUGGAAAAUAGAAGUACACUCGAUAUUGGAGCAAAAAGCGCGGAUGACCCAUUGUCGUCUUCAUUCCAGCCUGUUACUCGACUAAGUCAUGCUCUGCAAUGACCUCACGGGCAUAUUGCUGGUUGAAUCUAAAAAUCUUUGGAUUUUCAGCUUUGAGGGGCCAUGUUGGUUGCGUUAGCCUUGUUAUGCUUGUUCGGCCCGUUCUCUUCUUCUUCUUCUUCUUUUUUGAGUGUGUGUUCAUUGCUUCCCCGAAC
Aspergillus pseudonomiae is the source of this 2119-nucleotide messenger RNA. RefSeq lists its product as uncharacterized. The transcript has a single exon. Bases 302 to 1825 code for a protein of 507 amino acids. NCBI's taxonomy places the organism in Eukaryota, Fungi, Ascomycota, Eurotiomycetes, Eurotiales, Aspergillaceae. The record is from RefSeq and is a predicted model, not a curated record.